Molecule: messenger RNA, 1473 nt
Organism: Mycotypha africana
Lineage: Eukaryota; Fungi; Mucoromycota; Mucoromycetes; Mucorales; Mycotyphaceae
Exons: 2
Coding region: 1-1473 (490 amino acids)
Source: RefSeq, a predicted model, not a curated record
AUGAAUCAUAUCAGUUCUUACAAUGCUUCCAUUAAAUUGGGUCGAGAUUCAUUCCCGCUGUACAUGGAUAAGCCUGAUUCGUCUGUAUUUGGUAUGCUUGAAUUAACAGGAACAUCGCCACUAGUACCACCCGCUUUAGAGCUAUACACACCACGCAUCCUACUACAAUUAAUUGGCAAAGAGCAUAUGGACACAAAAAUAUUGAGGACCGUCAUAGACAACACCUAUACUAUACCAUCAAAUGAAUGGCAAAUGGUAGAAGUGGAGAAUCGUCAUAACUAUCAGCUACGUUUCGCGAUCAAUAUACCUAGUAAGGUGUUACCAAGUUCGUUUCAGAUGUUGCUCGAACGGGAAUCAGUUGCAAUAGGGGUAGACUAUCUGCUGAAGGUAUCUGUCGUGUUUCAUGAAAAUGACGAUAAACUUGGGGAAGAUUGGAAAAAACUAAGCAACGCCGUCGAUGACGAUAUCUGUAAGACAAAUGAAAGGCAAGAAGGGAAGGAGCUAGUGAUCGUCCAUCCAGUCUAUUUUCACCGAGCAUACAAUCAUCGUAAGAGCAGUAAUAGUAGCUUCAGCCCUCUGUUGCCCGUACCUUCAGUCAUACAACACCAACGGCAACAACAACAACGAUGGCCAAGUAGAGUUCAUUGGGGAGCCAUAUUCAAUCAGAAGCAACAGCAAGCAUGGCAGUACGAAGUUGAAUAUCCAAACCUAUUCGAGCUUGAUGACGAUGCAGAUGGCACUACAGGAUACAUUAGUAUACGUCUAAAACCGACCACCCCUCGCUCACUGCAGCGAAUAGGAAAUAGUAGCCGUGAGUUUUGGCAGAAAUACCCUGUCCAUAGUGACAGCAGCAUUCCCAGAGGAUUUUGCUUAGUCGGUUAUCAAGUGUUACAAAUAGUUGAGAUAGAUGGGUUUCAAAUUUAUUAUCAAGUGCUUUCAGCAUCUACAGAAUGUAUGAAACUAGCACCUUUUGAUAACCACCAAGGUUGGAUACAGUUGUGUGACAUCAACUUUGAUUUGGUGCAUCCAAAACAAUUUUAUGAUCAUGAGAGAAGGGAGAAUAGUCAUAACGAGGACAAAGGUUAUUUCACAUUGCCAACAGUACCAAGAUCAAAGUACCAAAGUCUAGCGGUGAAUCAUUGCAUCAAGUUAACAAUUGCACUUGAUGAUAUGAGUACAGUGGAGAUGACAUUCCCAAUAUCGAUCAUUGGUUACUCUACAUUAUCAGUACUGAGAAAACUACCUUUCGCUGCUGCUUCCACCAAUAAAAUCGAUAUCAUCAACAAUAAACCGCUCGAUUGUCCCAGCAGUAGUAGUGUAUACAGCGUAGAAGGAAAUACAAGUCAAGACAGUGCUAUUGAUGUGGAUUCUUACCGAUCCUCUACCAGCUCAGCAAGUGAGAAAACGAUCACCAUGAGCACUACAAAAAAACCGAGUUGCUCGAAUACAGUAACAACAACCAUAAUAGUAUGA